Molecule: messenger RNA, 2371 nt
Organism: Ictalurus punctatus (channel catfish)
Lineage: Eukaryota; Metazoa; Chordata; Actinopteri; Siluriformes; Ictaluridae
Gene: hoxc5a
Product: homeobox C5a
Exons: 2
Coding region: 942-1634 (230 amino acids)
Biological process (GO): regulation of transcription by RNA polymerase II; anterior/posterior pattern specification
Cellular component (GO): nucleus
Molecular function (GO): RNA polymerase II cis-regulatory region sequence-specific DNA binding; DNA-binding transcription factor activity, RNA polymerase II-specific
Source: RefSeq, a predicted model, not a curated record
CAUUGGAGAAGAACUGAUACGAUAAUGCUCAUGUAUAUAAAUUAAAAUUGUUUUCUCGGAUCAAAACGUAAUUUUAGUAGAAUAGAUUUCCCCCAGUACGUAUAAUUGAAAUCGGAAACACAGUACUACGAAAAGUUUAUCUGUGUAGCGUUGGAAAGAUUUGUUUGAAUCCACAGACUACUUCAAGCAAUAAAUGAAGCAGGUCAGCUUCAUUUAUGCAGUAAACUCACCACAUACCACCACAAGUAAUUUUUAUUUUAUAUUUCUACUAGUAUAAAAUCAUGCUUAGUGUAACAACGAGCCUCCCGUAUGGCUAAAGAUGAAUACGUUUAUAGUAUGUUUAACCAAUCGUUUAUAGUAGGGUUAAACAAUCUUUCAAGAUAUUAGUGCUACAGAACAUCAACACUUGUAUUACUUAACAGUUGUAAAAGAUGUUACAUGUGAACUGAGAGCAAAAAGCACAUAUAACAACAUUUCACUAUAACGUGCCAUAACGACAGUGGUGUGCGUGUCUCAGCUUUGCCAAAUAUCAGACACCAGAUGACGCUCUUGUAUAACUGUCUCGCGCCUUUUUGCCCAAACGCUUAGACGGUCUCCAUCCCACAAACUUAUCGGACACGUUCCCCUUAUUCAUCAAUAAUCUCGGGGGAUCAAGCCAAUUUAUGACUGGCCAACAGUUGCACGUGAUUCUAUUUAAGCAUCCCAUAUUUGGGCAUUACACGUUGCAUCGUGAAAAAAAAUCAAGCGAUAUUCCGCCACCUAUAAAUCCUGCCCUUUUUAGGGCAAAGCCCCUUUAACUUCCAAGGGAGACAAAUCAAAAACAAUAAACAAGAUUAGUAACAACAAACAAUCUAUGUAUGUUGUACGUUCAUUUCGGUUCUGGUGUGACUACGUGCUUCUAGUUGAUUCCUUUCUUGUAGGCUACUUUGUAUCGAAGUAGAAUGAGCUCGUACGUGGGAAACUCUUUUUGUAACCAAACGCACGAUGCACCCUCCUUUAGCAUGCGCACUUUUGGUAACUAUGGGGCUGUCUCAGAGUUUCAGCAGUCCACUUAUGCUUACGGAGGGCUCGAUCUCAGUGGAGCGUUAGCUUCUCAAGUCGUUUCCGAGUCUCCGAAACGGGAGGCGAUGAAUAAGCACAACAGUGCCAGGAUCAACGCGGCACCACAUCGCCAGGCUUGCGCAGCCAUGGGUUCCCCAAGUCGUGUCAAUACACGCGGGUACAACUUGCUCAGUCACGGACUGUUGAGCCAAAAAUCAGAGAUGAUUAUGGAAGUUACGGAAAAACCCAGCGGCAAAAGUCAGCCCGGUGAUAUGGAGAUCACGCCAACGAUUAAACAACAAACUAACUCGAGUGAGCUCCAGACACAAUCGCAACCGCAGAUAUACCCGUGGAUGACCAAGCUGCACAUUAGCCACGACUCUGACGGUAAAAGGUCACGAACCAGUUACACCCGCUACCAGACUCUGGAGUUGGAGAAAGAGUUCCAUUUCAACCGAUACCUCACACGUCGCAGGCGAAUCGAGAUUGCCAAUAACCUCUGCCUGAACGAGAGACAAAUUAAAAUUUGGUUCCAGAACCGUCGCAUGAAGUGGAAGAAGGACUCAAAGCUGAAAGUUAAAGGUGCACUAUAAUGAUAAGGUGGUAUAGCAAAUAUACCUGCAACCAAGAUGAAAGUUAAAGUUCAUUAAUAUAAAUGUUUCAAAGUCCAUGGUGUUCAAAACUGGCAAUUACAGAUUAUAAUUGAUAAAUUACGAUCUUAAUUUUAUGUAAUUAUGUAACGUAUGUGCUCACAACAUGUUCUGCUGACGACACUUUGACAACGGGGAGGAGCUUAUUUGGGUCACACCCAUCCAGAAUUUACAGCAGGUUAACACGUGAACGUGCAAUUCUAAUUAUUUAAAGAGAUAUUUUAAAUAAUUCAGUAUUAUUUGGUUUGCCUUCUGUAUUUUAUGUUUAUAUGUCUGAUAGGAUAUGUCUGUUUAUAAGAUGUGUCUGUAGUGAUGAACUGCACGCAACAAAAUGUCAUAUUACUCACUGUAUGUUCCAAUUACACGUUAGAUAGUCAUGCUUUAUGUACCUGUUGUGAGUAAUUUCAAUUUACUGCUGAAAGAGAAGACUUGGAAUGUUUUUUUUUAAGUACUAAAGAAGGAUAUUUGGGUUCAAAAUUGUAUUAGCAUCAAUGCGAGGCAAUUCAGCAACAGAAAGUUUGCCCAGUAUAAUGCUAAAUACUCAGAGUUCAAGAGUUGCACCUUUAUUUUAAAUUUAGUUUAUUAAUCUACAUUUUACAAAUGUUACAUGUGCAAUGCAUAAAAGAAUCAAAUGUGGUUGGUGCGGCCUAAUAAUUUAAAUAAACUUAUUACCAGAUAGA